Molecule: messenger RNA, 2585 nt
Organism: Ricinus communis (castor bean)
Lineage: Eukaryota; Viridiplantae; Streptophyta; Magnoliopsida; Malpighiales; Euphorbiaceae
Product: phragmoplastin DRP1E
Exons: 15
Coding region: 403-2382 (659 amino acids)
Cellular component (GO): membrane; cytoplasm; microtubule
Molecular function (GO): GTPase activity; microtubule binding; GTP binding
Source: RefSeq, a predicted model, not a curated record
CAAAUCAUUUAAUUCUUUGUUUCUUUUGUGACAGGAAAUAUCUUCUUGAUUAAGGAAAUGUGUUAUGUGACCAACCAAGUUCAAAAUUCAAGUCACGAGAUAGUCCCUGCAAAUUCAAAACAUCAAACAGAAAACAAACAACAUUUCCACAGCGUGGCGUACUCUCUCUCUCUCUCUCUCUCUCUCACAGUCACAGUUCAUGUACACAGAGAUUCACAGUCACAACCAAUAACAACUUCUUCUUCUUCUUCUUCCCUUGUCCAAAAUAAUUAAAAAAAAAAAAAAAGGAAAGCGAAAAUAGCUCUACUACUCCUAAUAAUCACUUUCUUUGCAUGCCUUCUUCUUAGCCUCUCUACUUUCCGUUCAAAUUCAAAAUUACUUCCUAGAGAAGAUUUCACUCCAAUGGCCGCCAUGGAGAGCUUGAUCGGCCUUGUCAACAGAAUACAGAGGGCUUGCACCGUCCUCGGUGACUAUGGUGCCGAUACUGCUUCUUUGCCUACUCUUUGGGAGUCGCUUCCCUCUGUUGCCGUCGUUGGCGGCCAGAGUUCUGGAAAGUCAUCGGUUCUGGAGAGCAUUGUUGGUCGAGAUUUUCUUCCUAGAGGAUCAGGAAUUGUGACAAGGCGGCCUUUAGUGUUGCAACUGCACAAGACAGCAAUAGGGAUACAGGAGUAUGCAGAGUUUCUUCACUUGCCAAAUAAAAGAAUUGCAGAUUUCUCCCUGGUUCGAAAGGAAAUGCAAGAUGAAACUGAUAAAAUGACUGGCAAGUCAAAACAGAUUUCUUCCGUUCCUAUUCAUCUCAGUAUCUACUCUCCACAUGUUGUCAAUUUGACAUUGAUAGAUUUGCCUGGUCUAACCAAGGUUGCUGUCGAGGGACAGCCAGAGAGCAUUGUUAAGGACAUUGAAAAUAUGGUUCGUUCAUAUGUUGAAAAGCCAAAUUGCCUUAUUCUGGCCAUAACUCCAGCCAAUCAAGAUAUUGCAACAUCUGAUGCUAUCAAACUCUCCAGAGAAGUUGAUCCGGCAGGUGAAAGAACCUUUGGUGUGUUGACAAAGCUUGACUUGAUGGAUAAGGGAACAAAUGCUUUGGAUAUUCUUGAAGGAAGGGCUUAUCCACUUCAACGCCCUUGGGUUGGAAUUGUGAACCGCUCUCAAGCUGAUAUCAAUAAGAAUGUAGACAUGAUAGCUGCCAGGCGAAAGGAACGCGAGUUCUUUGCCUCUAGUCCUGAUUACAGGCACCUUGCUGGCAGAAUGGGUGCAGAAUAUCUUGCAAAACUUCUAUCCAAGCAUUUGGAGUCUGUAAUCAAAUCGCGCAUAUCAGGCAUCACAUCUUUAGUUAACAGAAGCAUUGAUGAACUUGAAGCGGAGUUGGACCACCUAGGUAGACCUGUUGCUAUUGAUGCUGGGGCACAGUUGUACACUGUCUUGGAGUUAUGUCGUGCUUUUGACCGGGUAUUCAAGGAGCAUUUGGAUGGAGGGUACUGCAUCAGACCUUUCUUUCUUUCUUCAUCUUUUGGGCUGUUUUACCUUCUUUGUUCUGAGCAUGAUUUGAUGAUUAAGAAAGUCUAUAAUAGCCUGUUAGUUUCCUGCUGCUUUCCUGUGUUACAUCUUAGGCGACCUGGCGGAGAUCGAAUUUAUGGAGUUUUCAAUCACCAGCUCCCUUCUGCCUUGAGGAAACUUCCAUUUGACCGACAUUUAUCUCCGCAAAAUAUAAGAAAAGUGGUCUCAGAAGCAGAUGGGUAUCAACCUCAUUUGAUUGCACCUGAGCAAGGAUAUAGACGCCUUAUUGAUGGUGCUAUUAGUUAUUUCAAAGCACCAGCUGAAAAUUCUGUAGAUGCUGUUCACUUCAUUUUGAAAGAACUUGUGAGGAGGUCAGUUGGAGAAACACAGGAGUUGAAGCGUUUUCCAACUCUUCAAGCUGAAAUAGCAAUUGCUGCCAGUGACGCACUGGAGAGGUUCCGUGAAGACAGUAGGAAGACUACUUUGAGGCUGGUGGACAUGGAAUCCUCAUACCUGACUGUGGAUUUCUUCAGGAAAAUACCCAUGGAGAUGGAGAAGGUUGGAAACCCAAUUGCCAACAAUGCAGAUCGGUACACAGAAGGCCAUUUUCGCAGAAUAGGAUCCAACGUUUCCUCUUAUGUUGGAAUGGUGUCUGAGGCCCUCAGGAUUUCUAUUCCUAAGGCUGUGGUUCAUUGUCAAGUCAGGGAGGCCAAGCGGUCUUUGCUGGAUCACUUCUACACCCAAAUAGGCAGAAAAGAGGCCAAGCAACUUGCACAAUUGUUAGAUGAAGAUCCUGCCCUGAUGGAAAGAAGGCAGGAAUGUGCCAAGAGACUCGAGCUAUACAAGUCAGCUAGAGAUGAGAUUGAUUCGGUCUCAUGGGCUAGAUGAGAUUAAUGAGGAACAGCUGUUACACUUGGUAACAAACAGAUAUUUUAGAAAAAGAUAUUAUUUGGCAGGCUUUCUCAGCUACAGCCAUUCUUCUUUUCUUCCCCUCUCCUACUCGGAUCAAAUUUGUCAAUUUAGUUUCUCGGUCACAUUGGAUUGUAAGUUUUCAGCUGCCAUUUUUGUUGGUUGUUCAGUUGUUCAUUGUA